Physella acuta is the source of this 2585-nucleotide messenger RNA. RefSeq lists its product as uncharacterized. NCBI's taxonomy places the organism in Eukaryota, Metazoa, Mollusca, Gastropoda, Physidae. The record is from RefSeq and is a predicted model, not a curated record.
AGGUAAUCGCUGAACAAACGUCCCACAACUCUGCUGGAUCGAUAGAGGGCGCUGUGUGUGGAAAAUAUUUGUGAAACAGUGGAACACAGUUGGAACAUUAUAAUACAAGGUUUUGUGAAGUCUGAGGGAUUAAAAUACAACUGAAGUUACAAGUUGAGUUCUUUACGAGACGGAUUUGUUGAUAAAUAUUUCAACCUGUUAAUGUUGCAGUAAAUAAAAAUUCUUGACGUCACCAAACUAAACUCACCCCAUAAAAAACAAGUCACUUGGUUAGCCAGGAUUUUCUCCAAACACUAAAAUCCCAUUUGCCAGUUGGCGCUUGUGAGAGGCAGACGACAAAUGAACGAUUGAUUUCAGACGUGGACUUUCUGGCAUGAUAUCAUCUGCCUGCCGUCAAGACAGAAGAGUUGGAUGGAGUAGUAGGAAGGUCACAGAGAGGCGAGCGUCAAACAGAUUACAUAUUGCUUCUUGGUAGUCCGCAAUAUGGAGGAGGAAAUAGAUAUCAGUUCUAACGGUAAAGAGCAAAGUGAUGGUGUGUCGACACCAACGACAACGCCAACACCACACAUCACGAAAUCUGGUGCUGAUGUCGAGGGUCGACAAUCGAACUUGGACAAGUUUGUUACCCUCAUCCAAAAGGACCCACAGAUGAGAACAGACUUUGAGUGUCACGAGUUUGUUCCCUUUCUCAGAAAACAUAUUGAGUGGUUUCAUAGUCUUAAACAAGGUAGUAUUCAAGAAAUUAUUAAAAGAUGCAAAUAUUUACGUGUCGAGCCGGACUCAAUUUUCAUCAAACAAGGCGACACAGGAGACAGCAUGUUUGCCAUCCUGAGGGGUGAGGUCUCCGUGCACGUGAUCUUCGAGUCGGAAAACGAGAGGGAGUGUCUCAACAGGGUGGAGGCCGCGCUGGGCAAGAAGAAGUUCAGUAAAAACGAUUUCGGCAACGAAGUGGCCCAGAAAACGGCCGGAGCGUGUAUAGGUGAAGUAGCCCUCGUCAGUGAGAACUGUAUGCGGACAGCCAGCUGUUUCGCCUCCACGCUGUGUGAGUUCGUCGUCAUAGACCGCGCGCUCUAUGCCGUGUCUGUCAAGGAGGUCAUCGAAAAGGAGUUUCAGGACAAGACCAACUUCGUGGAGAGGAACCCGUUCUUCAAGUCCUGGACGCCGCGUCAGAGGAACCAGUUGGUCAUCAGCUUCAAGAAAAUCAAGAUCGGCUACAGCGAGAAGUUGGCUAGACAAGGUCAAGAGGUGGACAAUGUCUACUUUAUAUACAAGGGUGAUGUGGAGAUACAGAUAGACAGCAGCUACUACGAGAGACAGUACCCACAGCUGUACACGGAGAUGAAGAAACUGUUACCUGAGCUUAUUAGGGACCCCAAGUCCAUACCGCAAGCACCACACUUGUUGAGGAAGGAGAGGAUGGCAGGACACAAGCCACAGAAAAUUUGUAUUCUGGGAGAGAACGAAAUCAUAGGGUCUCUGGAAAUCAUCCUGGGUCUGGAGACAUACAUAGAGAACGCCACAGCGCCCGGUGAUUGUGAACUUUUGGUCCUGAAGAAAUCCCAGUUCGAGAAGAUGUUCAAGCGGAAGUACGCCCUGGCAACCCUGGAUAAACUGAAAGAGGUCCUGGCCAACAAACUCUGCCUCUACAUAUACCAGUCGGACCCGAACAAAGUGGCGUUUUUAAAAUUUCUCAAUAUUAAACUCAUGGAUUCGUCAAUCUUACAAGAGGUAAAACGAAGUAAAAACGCCAAAGUGCGACAAGGGACGAACAUUGGGGCUGAGAGACAGACGAGGAAUGUGGAGGAACAAGAGAUUAUCAACGUCAUGAAGCGGUUACACAUGAAUAGCGACAGCGCGGCUGAACUUCCCCCUGAGGACAUGUCUGAGAUCGCCCUAGCUAAAAUGGACAGGAGACUUCGACUUUGGAGUGAGUACACCAACAUGAACGGGAGCAAGCUGGCCGGACUACAGAGCUCUACCAUCACAUUGUCGAACAACAGUAGAGUGGCAUGAUGACAAGACACGUGAUGGCAAGACAUUCAGAGGUGACAUCAUCACUGUCUCAACGUGACGUCAGCUAACACAAUCCGUCAGUGUCUCGUUUUCGUCGUCACUAUCUUCUCGAGUCACGUGACUUCUAUCUGUCUCCAACCCGUCGUCACGAACCUUCCCGUCCCAGAAAACCAUCGACUUCCAGCAAAAAAUCAACAUCCUUUGAAACACAAAUGUUUUUGGUAAUAUGAACUUCAUACAAAAAAAUCAACAUCCUUUGAAACAUAAAUGUUUUUGGGGAACAUGAACUUCCAAUGAACUGUCUUCGCGGUUGGAAACAGCAACUUGAAGUGAAAAAAAUCAACUUCUUGUUAUCCAUCAACACCUUAUGAAUCAUCAACUUCCUAUGGACAGUACUUCAACGUUAUAUAAAGCAUCAAAUUCCUUUAACACAAAUUUCCAGUUAAAAUGCUCUUCUCCCCCUGCUCAAAGCCAGAUCUGAAAAUAAUUUUAUUUUGCUCAUUACGUCAAUCUUAUGUAUUUAACGCUUUUUGAUGUGAAUUUUAAACUUUGAAAUAAAAAACUGUAUUUUG